AUGAAAAGGUUUACUCGGAAGAAUAUGGACAAAUGCAAAUCACUGCCACUAGAAUUUCCUCGAACGGCACAAGUAACGAAGGAGUUCCCAACUGGGACUGUUUAUGAGGGGGAAUAUGAUCAAUUUGACAUGAAUGGUUAUGGAGAAUUCACAUUCGCUAGUGGUGUUAAAUAUGUAGGGUCGUUCGAAGAUGGUUUGUUUCACGGGAGAGGUGAACUAAUAUUCCCACAUGACGAUGAAGUGGCAGUCAUUCGCGGUAGAUUUCAUAAAGGUGUUAUGACUGAGAGGACUCUGCACUUCGAUGAUAUAUUGGACUACCGAGAGAGAGACUGGAAAUAUUGCACGAUGCCUGAUAGAAGGUUUGCUAUAGAAUACAUAGAAAAACUAAAGCCUGGUGGCAGUUCCUACCUCACAGCCGAACAGCCCACGAAAGAGAUACCUGAGGGUUUCUACGAUACUGGAAAUGGGUUCUUCGAUCCAGUAAAGAAAGUCGUUUUUAAAUAUCAUGACCUCUCAGCGAUCAAGAGGGCUCCAUCAAUUCGCGAACAGGAAUGGAUAAUGAAGAAUUGUCGCAGAGGUACCAUAGAGCCUCUUGGGGCCCGUUCGGACCUUUACGAGAGUUGGACUUAUCCUAUAUUGAAGGCAGGAGCCAGCCCAGCACCGGCAGCUGGGACAAGACAAGCCCCGAUAAAUAUCUCCAGGAAACCAUCGAUUUUCGAAUACGAUGGUCAAGAUGGUGAUGACGACUCACGUCCACUUUUCUACGACUUUUCCGCGUUUGCAUCGCGUUUCCCAGAUGCUUCAAGCCAGAAUCUUUCGAAACGUCCUGUACGGUAUUAAAUGUAAAAGUCUUGUUAUUUUAAUUGGUUACAGCUACUAAAGAUUGACUUAUGUUUAAAAGAUAUCUUUUUAACCGCCAUAUAGAACAAAACUGUA
Messenger RNA from Helicoverpa zea (corn earworm), 936 nucleotides. RefSeq names its product MORN repeat-containing protein 5-like. The coding region runs from base 1 to 840 and encodes 279 amino acids. The transcript is spliced from 6 exons. NCBI's taxonomy places the organism in Eukaryota, Metazoa, Arthropoda, Insecta, Lepidoptera, Noctuidae. The record is from RefSeq and is a predicted model, not a curated record.